AUGGUAUUAGCGGACUUGGGCCUGCGCUUGAGAAGCGCAUUGAGCACAGUCAAUUCCGGCUCUGAAUCUGAGGUUCAGAGUUUGGUGAAGGACAUUUGCACAGCAUUGCUAGAGUCUGACGUUAACGUCAAGCUCGUGGCCAAGUUAAGAGACAAUAUCAAGAAAAAGUGUGCCACUGAAAUCGCCAAUGAAAACGAAUCAUCCGCCAAUAAGCGCAAGAAGUUGCAAAAAAUCGUGUUUGACGAGUUGUGUGGAUUAGUGGACUCUCACGAGGAACCUCCAAAACCUCAGAAACUAAACAGAACCGUCGCAAAGACAAAGGGAGGUAAGAAGACCAAGAAGCAAGCAAGCUCGCAUAUUAUAAUGUUUGUCGGUUUACAAGGUGCUGGUAAGACGACAUCGUGUACGAAGUUGGCCGUAUACUAUAAAAAGAGAGGAUACAAGGUCGGUCUUGUCUGUGCGGAUACAUUCAGAGCUGGUGCCUUUGAUCAAUUAAAGCAAAACGCUAUCAAAUCCUCCAUCCCCUUCUACGGUUCCUAUUUGGAAACUGACCCUGUCAAGGUUGCAUUCGAGGGUGUGACAAAGUUCAAGGAGGACAAAUUCGACAUUAUUAUCGUGGAUACCUCCGGUAGACACAAGCAAGAACAAUCACUUUUUGACGAAAUGAUUCAGAUUGGUGACGCUGUUCAGCCGACCCAGACAAUCAUGGUCAUGGAUGCAUCUAUUGGUCAGGCUGCCGAGGGUCAAGCCAAGGCCUUCAAAGAAUCUUCCAAUUUCGGUUCCAUCAUCUUGACGAAGAUGGACGGCCAUGCUAAAGGUGGUGGUGCUAUCUCCGCAGUCGCUGCUACUAACACUCCAAUUGUAUUUAUUGGUACCGGUGAGCACGUUGGAGACUUUGAGGUCUUUAAACCAUCAACUUUCAUCUCCAAGCUUCUUGGUAUCGGUGACAUCCAGUCGUUGAUUGAACACGUGCAGCUGUUGAACUUGCAAGAUGACGAAGGUCACAAACAGACAAUGGAAAACUUCAAGGAGGGUAAGUUCACGUUACGUGAUUUCCAGACGCAAAUGAAUAACUUCAUGAAGAUGGGACCUUUAACGAACAUUGCAUCCAUGAUUCCAGGUAUGUCCGGCAUUAUGAAUCAGAUUGGUGAGGAAGAGACCUCUAAGAAGAUCAAAAACAUGGUUUAUAUCAUGGAUUCCAUGACCACCAAGGAACUUGAUAGUGACGGAAGAAUCUUUACGCAAGAGCCAGAGAGAAUCUUAAGAGUUGCCCGUGGUGCUGGUUGCAGUGCCGUUGAAGUCGAGAUGGUGUUGCAACAACAGAGGAUGAUGGCUCUGAUGGCCGGUGCUGCUAAGAACAUGAACGCAGGUGCCGGAGGUCAAAUGCCAGGAAUGGGAGGUGGCGGUGGAGCUGCUAACAUGCAAAGAAUGAUGCAGCAGGCGCAGCUGAACCCUAACUUCAUGCAGCAGGCGAUGAAUAUGUUUGGUGGGGGUGGAGCAGGUGGUGCUCCCGGAGGAGGUAUGGGCAACAUGGCUAACAUGAUGAACAACCCUCAGAUGAUGCAACAGGCCCAGCAAAUGAUGAGACUGAACCCCAACUUGAUGCAACAAGCCCAGCAAAUGAUGCAAAAUCCUGGAAUGAUGCAAAAGAUGAUGCAACAGUUUGGCGGUAUGGGCGGUAUGUAA
Molecule: messenger RNA, 1686 nt
Organism: Candidozyma duobushaemuli
Lineage: Eukaryota; Fungi; Ascomycota; Pichiomycetes; Serinales; Metschnikowiaceae
Gene: SRP54
Product: RNA-binding signal recognition particle subunit
Exons: 1
Coding region: 1-1686 (561 amino acids)
Biological process (GO): SRP-dependent cotranslational protein targeting to membrane; SRP-dependent cotranslational protein targeting to membrane, translocation
Cellular component (GO): cytosol; signal recognition particle, endoplasmic reticulum targeting
Molecular function (GO): GTP binding; ATP hydrolysis activity; GTPase activity
Source: RefSeq, a predicted model, not a curated record